Molecule: messenger RNA, 951 nt
Organism: Lodderomyces parapsilosis
Lineage: Eukaryota; Fungi; Ascomycota; Pichiomycetes; Serinales; Debaryomycetaceae
Gene: ASC1
Product: 40S ribosomal protein RACK1
Exons: 2
Coding region: 1-951 (316 amino acids)
Biological process (GO): rescue of stalled cytosolic ribosome; positive regulation of protein phosphorylation
Cellular component (GO): cytosol; nucleus
Molecular function (GO): ribosome binding; protein kinase C binding; translation regulator activity
Source: RefSeq, a predicted model, not a curated record
AUGUCUGAUCAAGAAGUUUUAGUUUUGAGAGGUACCUUAGAAGGCCACAACGGUUGGGUCACUUCAUUGGCCACCACCCCAGUCCACCCAGAUUUGUUAUUGUCUGGUUCAAGAGACAAGACCUUGAUUAAGUGGAAAUUGACUGGUGGUGACGACAACCAAUACGGUGUUCCACAAAAAUCAUUCAAAGGUCACUCUCACAUUGUCCAAGAUGUCACUAUCAGUGCUGAUGGUGCUUACGCUUUGUCUGCUUCAUGGGAUAAGACUUUAAGAUUGUGGGAUUUGGAAUCAGGUAAAACCACCAGAUUUGUUGGUCACAAGGGUGAUGUCUUGUCUGUUUCAAUUGCCAAGAACUCCAGACAAAUUGUCUCUGCUUCAAGAGACAAGACCGUUAAGGUUUGGAACACCAUUGGUGAAUGUAUGGCUACUUUGACCGGCCACAACGACUGGGUCUCAGCUGUCAGAAUCUCACCAUCUGGUAACAACUCAUUGGUUAUCUCAGCUUCAUGGGACAAGACUGUUAAGUCAUGGGAUUUGACCGACUACUCUACCAACGCUGACUUUAUUGGUCACACUGGUUACAUUUCAUGCAUCACUUUAUCCCCAGAUGGAUCAUUGUGUGCUUCUGCAGGUAAAGACGGUGUCAUCAUCUUGUGGGACUUGAACUCAAACAAGACCUUGUACACUUUGGACGCCAAGGCCGAAGUCCACGCUUUGGCUUUCUCUCCAAACAGAUACUGGUUGGCUGCUGCCACUACCACUGGUAUCAAGAUUUUCAAAUUGCAAGAAAGAUCAUUGUUGGAUGAAUUGAAACCAGAAUUCGCCAUCGGUGCUAACGCCAAGGACCCAGAAGCUAUCUCAUUGGCUUGGUCUGCUGACGGUCAAAACUUGUUUGCCGGUUACACUGACAACCUCAUCAGAGUAUGGCAAGUUAUGACUCCAUCUGCUUAA